Molecule: messenger RNA, 1453 nt
Organism: Cotesia glomerata
Lineage: Eukaryota; Metazoa; Arthropoda; Insecta; Hymenoptera; Braconidae
Exons: 1
Coding region: 206-1444 (412 amino acids)
Source: RefSeq, a predicted model, not a curated record
GAUUAAAUUUGUUUACUAAUAUCUUGACACACUUUCUGAUUUAUCAAGAUAUCAACACAUCAUUUUGAUUUACUAUUUCCGCAUUAUAUCAAUUAAAAUUUAAUUAAAAUAUUUGCUUUUGUAUUACGAUAAAAAUUGUUAAAUAAAUAGCUUUAGAGUAUAUAAAUUGAGGUUCAACUCGUUGCAUUGAUAAGUAGUGUCAGUCAUGGCUUGUAGAACAGCAAGUUCAUUUGAUUUUACAAAAAUCAUCACCAAGGAUGACGUAAAAAAAAUAGCAAAGACCAAAAUCGGGAAUCAAGUUCAGGUCUUAGCGUACUCACUAAAAAAUUAUUCAGAUGAAAAAAUAGGGUUUUUAUCUUCACACUUACGUCUGGUUGUAGUGGUGAAAAAUAUAGACGGUUCUUCAUUAAAACAAAGCUUCUUCGUUAAAGUUGUGCCGUAUGAUUAUCCUGAUCAAGCGACGUAUAUAAAAGACACGGAGGUGUUUCGUCAAGAGACUGGCUUCUUCCAAGAUCUUGUACCGAAGAUGUUAGUAGAGUACACUGGAGACAUCUGGGGUCCUCGUUGUUAUUUAAUAAAAAAUGAUGCACUGGUCCUGGAAGAUUUAGGACACAAAGGAUUUAAAAUGUGUUCGACUAAAAUUUUGGAUGAAGAAUUUAUAAAAUCUGGUUUAACAGCUCUGGCGAACCUUCACGCAGCUUCUUUAGUUGUUGAAGAACAUCUAGGGCGGCCGCUUAUUGACGUCUAUCCUCACAUUAUUGAACAAAAUUAUUUUCUUACUUCAGGGCUUCAAUAUCAAUGGUACUGUGCGGGUGUUGAUGUGGCUGUAAAAAUAGCUGAAGAUAUGAAUUUAGAAACAAAAUUUAUUUCUGAGGCUUGUAAAAAAGUCUUUGAUGCGAUAAAAGCUUCCUCAAAAAGGCGCAACGUUAUAAGCCACGGUGAUUUGUGGUCCAAUAAUCUUAUGUUUGACAAUUCAUCACCUCCGCGUUGCCGAAUAAUUGACUUUCAACUUCUUCGGUAUUCACCACUUGCAGCAGACGUUGCUUUAUUUCUUCAUCUUUGCGCUUCGCGCAAAUUCCGUGAUGUAAAAUCUCUGGAAAUGAUAAAAUACUAUUACAAUAAUUUGAUUAAAUGUUUAAAAAUGAAUCCAAUUAUUAAAAAUUAUCCAUCGUGGGAAGAAAUAAUUGAUGGAUAUAAUGAACAAAAGCUUGGUGCUGUUGUUACAGCUACACUGUAUUUUCCAACUACUCUUCUUGAUGGUAAAAUCGGAGCUUCUAUAAUGAACAAUCCGGAAAGUUACACUCAAUUCCGGUACGAAGACCGGAGGGGUUUUGUACUUGAAAAUAUGAAGAAAGAUCCCGGUUAUAAUUCUAUGUUGCGAGAUAUUGUUGAAGAGUUAGUUGAGUUAUCUGUUAAACUUCAUUCUCUGCCUGAACCUUGUUGAAAUAAUUAA